AUGAAGAAGGCAGAACUCCCGGCCCUGGUGGGAUUUUCUGUCUCCUUGCUGCUCGCUGUGGCCCUGAGUGGAGCCUGCCCUCCCUCCUGCAGCUGCAUGUCCCUGGGAGACAGGAAGGGUUUGCUCGUUGACUGCAGCUCGCAGGGGCUGCGGGAAGUGCCUGCCCUGCCCGUCGACACCAGGAGCCUUUAUCUGCACAACAACAGCCUGACCACAGUUCCUCCCGGCUCCCUGGACAGCCUGAGCAGCCUGCAGGAGCUGAGAGUAUUUGACAACCCCUGGGACUGUGACUGUCGUAUCCUGUACCUAAAACUCUGGUUGGAAGAGGUCUCUGUCCCCUCUCUUGCCAGUGUCAGGUGUGCAAGUCCAGCUCCCCUGAGGAUGAAGCCCUUGGUGCAGCUGACUGGGAACGAGCUGGGGGCUUGUAAGAGACUCCUCCCCACCAAGUGCCUUGAGUUCUUUUGGCGAGACCUCAUUUUAGUUGCUGGAGCAAUAAUUACACUGAUUUUAGUAGCCUGGGCUCUGAAACACUCCAAAAAGCUGCUCUGCCAAAUAAGGCUCAGCAGAUACGACUCUCGGGGCUACUGCCUGUUGAGGAGGCACAGCUCCAAAACCUACAAGAUCCAGUGA
This is a messenger RNA of Indicator indicator, 630 nucleotides long. It is a transcript of the gene GP9, whose product is annotated as glycoprotein IX platelet. The coding region runs from base 1 to 630 and encodes 209 amino acids. NCBI's taxonomy places the organism in Eukaryota, Metazoa, Chordata, Aves, Piciformes, Indicatoridae. The record is from RefSeq and is a predicted model, not a curated record. The transcript has a single exon.